Molecule: messenger RNA, 186 nt
Organism: Aphanomyces invadans
Lineage: Eukaryota; Oomycota; Saprolegniomycetes; Saprolegniales; Verrucalvaceae
Exons: 1
Coding region: 1-186 (61 amino acids)
Source: RefSeq, a predicted model, not a curated record
AUGGUGCUCGUGGACCGACCUAUCGGGACUGCACCUGCCACGACCCGCCAUUGCCAUGGGGAAUGGACCCAUCGCAAGCGCGGAUGCUUGGUCGGGUCUGGCAAAGACAGUGAAGCGCCGGCUGCGUCGACCAGACUCCACGUAGUCAAGCCGUCGGCGUGCGAGCUCCCCGUUCGAGAGGUUUGA